AUGCAAACCAUAAAGUGUGUCGUUGUCGGCGAUGGUGCCGUCGGUAAAACAUGUCUUUUGAUUUCGUAUACGACGUCCAAGUUCCCUGCUGACUAUAUCCCCACCGUGUUUGACAACUACGCCGUCACGGUUAUGAUUGGCGACGAGCCAUUCACCUUGGGUCUUUUCGAUACCGCCGGUCAGGAGGAUUACGAUAGAUUGAGACCCUUGUCUUACCCAUCCACAGACGUGUUUUUGGUGUGUUUCUCUGUCAUCACACCGCCAUCGUUUGAGAACGUGAAGGAGAAGUGGUUCCCAGAAGUGCACCACCACUGUCCUGGUGUACCAUGCCUUAUAGUUGGUACACAAACGGAUUUGAGAGAUGACAAUGUCAUAAAAGAGCGUUUGCACAGACAGAAGUUGAGCCCCAUCACCCCUGAGCAGGGUGAGAAGUUGGCUAAGGAGUUGCGUGCUGUCAAGUAUGUUGAGUGUUCCGCCUUGACGCAAAAGGGGUUGAAGACGGUGUUUGACGAGGCUAUUGUCGCUGCAUUGGAGCCUCCGGUGAUCAAGAAGUCCAAGAAGUCGUUGGGCUUGCUGGGGCUGCUGACCCGCUUCUAUAAUGAACAGAAUACGUUGUACAUCGUGGACUGGAUCCGCAAGAGAGAAUUGAGAUAA
Candidozyma haemuli is the source of this 654-nucleotide messenger RNA. It is a transcript of the gene CDC42, whose product is annotated as Rho family GTPase. Gene Ontology annotation, biological process: small GTPase-mediated signal transduction. Gene Ontology annotation, molecular function: GTPase activity; GTP binding. The transcript has 2 exons. The coding region runs from base 1 to 654 and encodes 217 amino acids. NCBI's taxonomy places the organism in Eukaryota, Fungi, Ascomycota, Pichiomycetes, Serinales, Metschnikowiaceae. The record is from RefSeq and is a predicted model, not a curated record.